Molecule: messenger RNA, 1173 nt
Organism: Didymella exigua CBS 183.55
Lineage: Eukaryota; Fungi; Ascomycota; Dothideomycetes; Pleosporales; Didymellaceae
Exons: 4
Coding region: 1-1173 (390 amino acids)
Source: RefSeq, a predicted model, not a curated record
AUGCUGCAAAAUGUCGCCUCUGCGGUUACGAAGUGGGAGGUCUCUGAGAGCUGGAUUACUCAGUUUCUGCAUUGCCACGCCAACAAGCUUACCACCAAAUGGACCACCGGGAUGGAUCGUGAGCGCUUUUUAGCUGACAGCAAGCGCAAGUACGAGCUGUACUUCAAUCUAUUGCACUCCAAGAUGCGUGAGCACAGCGUUGAUGAGCGCAACACGUACAAUAUGGAUGAGAAAGGCUUCUUUGUCGGCAUCAACAGUCACACUAAAAGGAUAGUCUCUAAGGCAAUUUGGGAGUCAAAAGAGCGCACUGCAGCGCUCAGAGAUGGCAACAGAGAAUGGGUAACGCUGCUGGCUUGCCCGCUUGAUGUUGUCCUCUUUGCGCCGCUUUCAAGGCACUACACUAAGAAGCUCACCCACUACCUCCAACGAACCCAAGGCCUCACGAGGAUCACAAAACCCGACUUCUACAGCAACUUUUGGCCAGCAUGGAGCGCUACAAUGACCUCAGAGCUCAUAUUGAAGAGUUUUCAAGCUACAGGCGUGUGGCCGAUGGAUGCGGACGCUGUACUGAAACGCUUCAACAACCACCCACCACAACAAGACGAAGACGCAGAAAUUGGAGAGCAUGGCGACGGCGAUAGCUGGCCUGAGCUGCGCAAAAUUUUUGAUGCUGCAGUUGCUGACAAGGCCAGAAUUGAAGCCAAGCGGCUGUCGCGGAGCCUCCACUCGCUACAGCUCAACGUCAUCAAGAAGCGCCCAACGCAGCGGACAACACUGACUACACAAGACGGUGACGACUGGCACGGCGGGGCUGUCUUCUACAGUCCCAGGAAGCUUGCCCGCGACCGCGCGCGCAAAGCUGCAGAACUCGAUGAAGCCGCGCAGCUACAACUCCAAAAAUCUCGCGAUAGAAAGGCAAAGGUGGUAGCAACAGCUCACAAAAAGCAGCAGCAAGAGGAGGCAAAGUUCGCUCGACAGCGUGCUGCUGAGGAGCGUCGCGAGGCGAAGAAAGCACAAGCUGAAGUGCUGGCUGCCGAACGAGCGCUCAAAAAGCAGCAAAACGACGCUCCAAUCGCUCAAAAAUCUCACAAUACACUCAACAAGCCUGCGUCUCCCCCACCCAAAAUCACUGCGAGAGGCCGCAACUCGCGGUUACCAGCCAAAUAUAAAUAG